Messenger RNA from Drosophila takahashii, 3026 nucleotides. It is a transcript of the gene oxt, whose product is annotated as Xylosyltransferase oxt. The record is from RefSeq and is a predicted model, not a curated record. Gene Ontology annotation, molecular function: protein xylosyltransferase activity. Gene Ontology annotation, biological process: chondroitin sulfate proteoglycan biosynthetic process; heparan sulfate proteoglycan biosynthetic process. Gene Ontology annotation, cellular component: membrane. Lineage: Eukaryota; Metazoa; Arthropoda; Insecta; Diptera; Drosophilidae.
UCCCUCCCACCGCAGUGCGGUCACACUGCUCGAAGCACACGAUUUUUGCGGGGGCGAGUUUUCCGCGGAAAAAUGCCAUUAAUUAGCAAGACAAACAACUACCGAUGCUUCGUCCGCCCGCAGUAGAGAGCAGAACAUGUCCCCGCCUCGUCGCCACAGCGAAUCACGGCUCACAGUCCACACGCAAGCAGAGAAUCCGGAGGAGCAGGAGAAUCCGAUUCCCAAACCCCCGGAGGAGAUUCCAAAACUAAACUAAGCCAUGGAGCAAUCGGUGUCCGCCCGCUGGCUGCGACGCUAUCGCGCCUUCUUUCUCAUCCUGCUGCUCAUCGUGGCCAUCCAGUUGUUCCUGGCCUACAAAUCCCUGGACAUUGUGGGCGGCGGUUCGGGCUCCGGUUUCGAUGCGGUUGAGGCGCCAGUGGGUACGCCAGCUCCUCCGCCUUCCCAGGAGCGACUCCAGGCUCCAUCCCGAACCAAACUUACUGCCCAGCAACUGGGCUUCCAGCCGGAGUGCGACAUUCUCGCCCGGGAGGCCAUCUCCGCCCUGCAGCGCGCCAAAACGAAAGAGUGUCGAGAACAUAUCGCCCACAUAGCCUGCGCCAUCCAAGCUGGACUUUUCUAUGCCCCCCAGCUGAGGAGCAGCUGUCCAGCGGGUAACCACACGGCCAACGUUUCCCUGGGUUGCUACAAGGACGAGAAGGAUCGCCGCUUGCUGGCCGGUUACUACAGUAGCUCCAAGACCUCCAAUUCCCCCGCCAAAUGCGUGGAGCUGUGCCUGCAGAGCGGCUAUCCCUAUGCUGGUGUCCAGUAUGGAAGGGAGUGCUUCUGCGGCUUCGAUACGCCUCCGAGGGCUGCCAAGCUACCCGACUCCAGCUGCAACACCAAGUGUUUGGGGAAUGCCAAGGAGAUCUGCGGCGGUUUCUACGCCAUGAACAUAUAUGAAACGGGCAUAGCCAAGUUCACCGCCCAGCUGGCGGCCACCACUCCUCCGCCGGGAACUCAGCGCGUGCGGAUCGCAUUUCUGCUGACUCUGAAUGGCCGAGCGCUGCGUCAGGUGCAUCGACUGCUGAAGGCGCUCUAUGCGCCGGAGCACGUCUACUACAUUCAUGUGGACGAGCGCCAGGAUUACCUGUACCGAAAGCUGCUCGAACUGGAAUCAAAAUUCCCCAACAUUCGCUUGGCCCGCAAGCGUUUCUCCACAAUCUGGGGAGGAGCCUCUCUGCUCACCAUGCUGCUCCAAUGCAUGGAGGACCUCCUGCAGUCCAACUGGCACUGGGAUUUUGUAAUUAACCUGAGCGAAAGCGAUUUCCCAGUGAAAACCCUGGAUAAACUAGUGGAUUUCCUAAGUGCCAAUCAGGGAAGGAACUUUGUAAAGGGCCACGGCCGCGAGACACAGAAGUUCAUCCAGAAACAGGGUCUGGACAAGACCUUUGUGGAGUGCGACACGCACAUGUGGAGGAUAGGAGAUCGCAAGCUGCCGGCGGGGAUUCAAGUGGAUGGAGGAAGUGACUGGGUGGCGCUCUCGCGACCCUUUGUGGAUUAUGUAACGCAUCCUAAGGUGGAAGAUGAGCUGCUGCAGGCUCUUCUCAAGCUUUUUAAGCACACCCUACUCCCAGCUGAAUCAUUUUUCCACACGGUUUUGAGGAACACCCGGCACUGCACCAGUUAUGUGGACAACAAUCUGCAUGUGACGAACUGGAAACGAAAACAGGGCUGCAAAUGUCAGUACAAACAUGUGGUGGAUUGGUGCGGCUGCAGUCCAAAUGAUUUUAAACCGGACGAUUGGCCCAGACUGCAGGCCACGGAGCAGAAAUCCCUCUUCUUUGCCCGCAAAUUCGAGCCCGUGAUCAACCAGGCGGUGCUGCUGCAGCUGGAGGAGUGGCUCUAUGGGCCGUACACCAGCGAGUAUGCGAAUUUGCAUGGCUACUGGCAGUCGCUGUAUCACCACGAGGAUGUUCAUGGCUCUGGGGACGAUUUAACCAGAAGUAUAGGUGACAGCGUGAUGCGUUUAUCUGCUAGACAAGCUAAAUUGGAUGCCCUGGAGCUGAUAGAACUCACUCACUACCUGCACCGCGAUCAGUACAAGGGUUUCCUGGUGCGCUACCGAGCUAGAGGUUCCUCAGGGAAACCCCUCCACCUGGAGACUCGCAUACGUCCCAUGCAGCAGGGCAAGCUGGCGAGAAAUGCCCGGUUUAGCAAGAGAUUACGCAAUUUCGAGGUGUCCACGGAUUUCGAUCAAAAGGAGCAGGUGGCGCGUAACUUUGGCAAGCUCUUGGGUCCACAAAGUGAUCUGCUGCUCAGCUAUACACUUCAGGCUACUGGGGAUUCCGGAGCAGCCUCCCAUUCUUACAAUCUUACCCUGCUUUGGAUAGAUCCGCUGGGUCGCCUGCAGGAUUUCAAUGAACUGCAUGUGGAAGACUCCACCAGCGAUGUGAUAAAUCACUCGAAAACGCUGCUCAAACAUCCCAUUACUCCAGGGAUUUGGACAGCCAAGUUGAUAGGAAGAAACUCCAUUUACGCGCAGCUCAAGUUCCUAAUUUCGCCAGUGGCUUAUUAUAGGGGAUAUGCCUUAGAAAAAUCCUCUCAAGCUGAGCAGCUGAAUGCUGGCUUAGCCGUAGCUCUGCCGGAGGAUUUCGAGAUGCCUUUGGAGUGGCAGCAGCAUCUGCAGACCGACGACGAGCAGUUCACCAUGCGCGAGGAGUCGCUGGCCAAGGGAAGGAUGCUGGGACAGGAGCUGCACGGUUGGAUUGAUGGAUUGGUGGCGCAGUUCUUCCAACUCCGCGAGAGCUGCGUGGUGGAGACGGAAACGGAGAUCUCGCUGCCUCUCUGCAGCGAUACCGCCUGGAGUUCACUGGCUGCCGAUCCCAAGAGCGAUGUGGAUGCCCUGCUCAAAUGAGCCGUUUGCCAUUUUUUUUGUUAUUAAUUCUCUAGUGUAAAUACUCGCUAUAUAUGCAAUUAAUCAUUUUUGAUAGCUCCUUUUUCUUGAUUCGUACAGAUUGUUGUGAUAAAUGUGAACUUUUAAGCGCCAU